AUGGCGUUAGAACUAGGUCCAGAACAUCCUAGGAACCUGAUACCAGAGCUGUGCCAGCAAUUCUAUCAUCUGGGAUGGGUGACAGGAACAGGAGGUGGCAUUUCCAUAAAAGACGGUAAAAAAAUCUACAUUGCUCCCUCCGGAGUUCAAAAAGAGCGGAUGAAACCGGACGACUUAUUCGUUCAGACAAUUGAUGAUGAGGACUUGGAACUGCCUCCACCAGAGAAAAAGCUUAAGAAAAGCCAGUGCACCCCUCUGUUCAUGCUGGCUUAUCGCGAGCGAAACGCCGGCGCGGUAAUUCACACGCACUCACCGCACGCAGUACGCUGCACGCUACUCUACGACAAGGAGUUCGUCAUCACCCACCAGGAGAUGAUCAAGGGCGUGAAAGAUGCCCAUCUAGGCCGCUACAUGCGAUACGACGAGAGACUCGUCGUGCCGAUUAUAGAGAACACACCGUUCGAGAGGGAUCUGGCGGGCAGUUUGGGCGAGGCCGUUCGCAACUAUCCAGGCACUAGCGCCGUCCUAGUGCGUAGGCACGGUGUUUACGUGUGGGGCGAAACCUGGCAGCAGGCGAAGACCAUGACGGAAUGCUACGAUUACUUAUUCGAGAUGGCGGUGGAAAUGAAGAAACUAGGCCUAGACCCUGCGCAGAAUCCGGAAAUAAGUGAAAAUGGCAAA
Molecule: messenger RNA, 681 nt
Organism: Iphiclides podalirius (scarce swallowtail)
Lineage: Eukaryota; Metazoa; Arthropoda; Insecta; Lepidoptera; Papilionidae
Source: the annotation of a GenBank genome assembly